Molecule: messenger RNA, 2150 nt
Organism: Canis lupus familiaris (dog)
Lineage: Eukaryota; Metazoa; Chordata; Mammalia; Carnivora; Canidae
Gene: SRPX2
Product: sushi repeat containing protein X-linked 2
Exons: 12
Coding region: 404-1801 (465 amino acids)
Source: RefSeq, a predicted model, not a curated record
GGAGGCCCUUCAGCCAGUCUCUGUUAGUCAUUACUAUACUCAUGGGCUCUGGGCCAGCGCCAUUCACACUUUCCCCCUGUUCUGUGGCAGACGGACUGUUUGCCUCUAAUCCUUGUGUUCUUUCUCCCCUACCUCUCUAAAACCCUUCUCUGAGGGAGGAAUAGCUUAUAGCUUUGAGGAUAAUAUAGCUUUAAGGAAACUUUUGGCAGAUGCGGAUGUCCUAACAUCUGGGCAGUGUUAACAGAAUCCCGGAGGCCCGGACAGACGAGCCACUCGUUCUAGGAAUGUUAAAAUAGAAGUUUUUCCAACUGAUGAGAGGAGCAGAAAGGAAGGAGAAAAAGAAGAGAGCACCAAAAAUCUAUAAAACAGAUCCUGCAUUUCUGCUUCUUUUCACUUGAGGAAGAUGGCCGGUCAAUUAACCCAAAGAGGAGCCCUAUGUCUCCUGCUCUUCCUCACUCCAGCAGUGACACCAACAUGGUAUGCAGGUUCAGGCUACUACCCAGAUGAAAGCUACAAUGAAGUAUAUGCUGAAGAGGUCCCACACGCCCCUGCCCUAGACUACCGAGUCCCCCGAUGGUGUUAUACAUUAAAUAUCCAGGAUGGAGAAGCCACAUGCUACUCUCCAAGGGGAGGGAAUUAUCACAGCAGUUUGGGUACUCGUUGUGAGUUCUCCUGUGACCGGGGCUUUCGACUGAUCGGACGAAGGUCGGUGCAAUGCCUGUCAAGCCGCCGUUGGUCUGGAACUGCCUACUGCAGGCAGGUGAGAUGCCACGCACUGCCAUUCAUCACUAGUGGCACUUACACCUGCACAAAUGGGAUGCUUCUUGACUCCCGCUGUGACUACAGCUGUUCCAGUGGCUACCACUUGGAAGGUGACCGCAGCCGAAUCUGCAUGGAAGAUGGGCGAUGGAGUGGAGGCGAACCUGUAUGUGUAGACAUAGAUCCCCCCAAGAUCCGUUGUCCCCACUCACGUGAGAAGAUGGCAGAGCCGGAGAAACUGACUGCUCGAGUAUAUUGGGACCCACCCUUGGUGAAAGAUUCUGCUGAUGGUACUAUCACCAGGGUGACACUUCGGGGCCCUGAGCCAGGCUCUCACUUUCCCGAAGGAGAGCAUGUGAUUCGUUACACUGCCUAUGACCGAGCCUAUAACCGAGCCAGCUGCAAGUUCAUUGUGAAAGUACAAGUGAGACGCUGCCCAACUCUAAAACCACCACAGCAUGGCUACCUCACCUGCACCUCAGCAGGGGACAACUAUGGUGCCACCUGUGAAUACCACUGUGAUGGAGGUUAUGAACGCCAAGGAACCCCCUCCCGGGUCUGCCAGUCCAGCCGCCAGUGGUCAGGAUCACCACCCAUCUGUGCUCCUAUGAAGAUUAACGUCAAUGUCAACUCAGCUGCUGGCCUUCUGGAUCAGUUCUAUGAGAAACAGCGACUCCUCAUCAUCUCGGCUCCUGAUCCCUCCAACCGAUACUAUAAAAUGCAGAUCUCUAUGCUGCAGCAAUCCACUUGUGGACUGGACCUACGCCACAUGACCAUCAUUGAACUGGUGGGGCAGCCACCUCAGGAGGUGGGGCGCAUCCGGGAGCAACAGCUGUCAGCCAACAUCAUCGAGGAGCUCAGGCAAUUUCAGCGCCUCACUCCCUCCUACUUCAACAUGGUGUUGAUUGACAAGCAAGGAAUUGACCGGGAACGCUACAUGGAACCUGUCACCCCCGAGGAAAUCUUUACAUUCAUUGAUGACUAUCUACUGAGCAACCAGGAGCUGAUCCAGCGUCGGGAGCAAAGGGACAUAUGCGAGUGAACUGGAGCCAGGGCAUGGAUGGAGGUCAAGGGCAAAGUUCCCCUAGUCGGCUGAAACUGGGGCCUAAUAAAAGGAGGAAAUGGCUCCCCACGGUACUAGGGCCAGGACCCUGAGGUGGGUGAGAUUCACCAAUCCUGGGAUAUUCCCAGACGCCCUUUGUAGGGCUGUGUAAUAGUUUCCCUAAGCAAGUUUCUGCUUUAAGUAGCACUCGAGGAGAUAAGAAGCUAGGCAAGGACUUAGGACAGGUCCUGGUCAACGGGCUGGGGGGUGAAAGUCUUUUCCCAACCGGAGGCCUCUGCGCAGCUCUCCAAAGUCUUCCAGAUAAGUAAAUUCUCAAUUCAUUCACUAA